CCCUUCGAUUUGUUGUGCAAUUUAUUGGAUUCCUGCACAGUUUACUUUCUGAGCAAGUGCGAAUGGAAUACAAAGAAAAAUGCUGUUUGCCAGUCCUGGUAAACAAAGGAAACCCACUGCCAACUGCUAAGCCCGGCCCUUUUAGCUCUUCCAACUGCUCUGGAUGGAUGCCAGCUGCUUGUUUGGAUGGGUGGGAAUUCACAAUAAACCAGGUCCAGACCAGCACCGGAAGUACGAGGAAGUGACGAAGGCAACGGCGAAGGAGCAUCUGGAGCAGCAGCAAAAACCCAAAACUAUUUGCACUCAACGGCGGCAACAAAUGUUGCUGCGGUGUUGCCUUGUGCUACUUACGGCUGCCAUUUGAUGGCGAUGUGGAUGUCGAAGCCGAUGUCGGUGUUUUUGCCCCAACACUCAGCAUCCUCGCCAGGAUUCCAAGCCAAAGUAUUCCUCGCCGUGCUGAGCAAAUAUGGAGGCGCCUGGUGAUGUGUUUACAAGUUUGUGAAUUGUUGUCAUUGUCGUCAUCUGGUCGGGCUUCAACUGACUCUGCGGCUCCCCCCGAUCCUGGCCAGCACUUGGGUGCUCAGUCUCAGCCCGCUUUUCAUUACCAAUAGCUGGAAGUCCCCUGCUGCCCCUCCCAAUUCAAACAUCAAUCAAGCUGCAUUAUGCAAAUAUUCGCUCGAAAGUUGCAACAAAAGCGCAUCGAGCUGGGGAGAAGUGAAAGACGACAAA
Messenger RNA from Drosophila simulans, 729 nucleotides. RefSeq lists its product as uncharacterized. The record is from RefSeq and is a predicted model, not a curated record. Lineage: Eukaryota; Metazoa; Arthropoda; Insecta; Diptera; Drosophilidae. The transcript has a single exon.